ACCAAGCCGCUCUCCUCCUUUAUUUUCCGGUGUGCCAGGGCGUGUGGGAUCUCUUGACCGGGAAUAUUGAUAUAGGUGGGCUUUGCGUAUCUGUGAGUCGUGGAAGUGUGGAGUUAAAGGUGCCAGGAGGAGCGUGACAGGUGCAGCAGCUCGCCGUCUCACCUGGGCACCGCGCCUCACCUGUCAGGGCACCACGCCUCCCCGCCCCCUGUGUGAGGGAGGCAGGCAGUUCAGGAGUUUCUUCAUCUCCAUAACUAGCACAGUAUCGUGGAACUACUUUGAGGCCCCAGGUGUUCCUUUGCUUUCAGUGAGAGCCUUCUGCAUGUGGGCCACAGAGAAGUAACAGCUAACACAACACCGCCACAGGAAUAAGUGCAGACCAAAUAUAUUUGAGAUUGCCGCUGUGUGAAGCGUGUUUCAGGUUUCGUCAGAUGGCUUCUGUGGAGGACCAGUAUCAGAAGGCGUGGCAGCUGUGUCAGGAGGAAAGCCAGAAUGAUCCUGACAGUGAACCCUACAAGUCCAAAUAUGCUGCUCGUGAAAUAUUUGAGGAGCUAAAAUCUCGUCUCAGUAAACAGCUGGAUGAGGAUGAUGUGGAUGAUGAGAGUAGCAGCUUUUCUGAGGAGGGUGUGGAUGGUGUGGGCCUCACCCGUGCCCGCAUGGCUGCUGUCAUGUACCAUCUUGGGGUCAUUGCCGUGGAGACCGAGGAAUUCUCAACAGGGGAGGAAUACCUGAACAAUUCACUCAUUAUUGUUGGAGAUGAGGAUGGCAUCAGUGCAGGAGUGUCCUCAGCUGAAGUUGAAGAAGCACAGGUAGUGACAGCAGCAAUCUUAGGUGAUUCUGACAGCCUCCUCUCUAACAGCAGCAAGACAGCCUCCAUCAGCCCCAUUGCCAUUUCUCCCACAACCAUUGCUCUCACCAUAAGCUGCCACAAUCAGCUAGGUAUCUUGUGGUCCAACCGUGGCCUUUAUUCCACUGCCAGGCAUCACCUUGAUCGUGCUGAUGCCCUCUACAUUGAGUACCAGCAGAAGAGCUCCAAGCUGCCACGCUCCAUACACAGCCUCUUCUCUACGUGCAGCGAGAAGGGGGCAGAGGACAAAAGUGGGGUUCCUGCUCUUGAAAAACUUCACACCCUCACCUACUACUACUUGGCUCAGGUAUAUGGGCACCUUGGAGCACCAGACAGGUCGGCCUGGUACUGCCACUCCACACUGCAGCGUCAGCUGGCCAGCAAGGACUAUGAUCCUCUUGAGUGGUCCAUCAAUGCUGCCACUUUGUCUCAGUUCUACCAGGGAAAGGAAAAAUUCAGAGUGGCCCGUCACUUGCUGGCCUCGGCAUCCAAGGUGUUGGCAGGCCACGAGGCUGAGAUGAACACAGCAGAGGCAGAGUCAGAGGAUGCUGCACACAAGCAGGAAAAGUACAAUCAGUGCAAAGCUGAUGUGGCAAGGUGUUGGGGGCGAUAUUGUCUAGUGCUGCUGCAAGUGUCCUGUGACAGAGUGCUGCCAGAUGACUCAACACAGCAGGCAGCAAGUCAGGACCAGCAGGGAGAGGAUGACUCACUAGAUACACAACUUGAGUUCCUUCAGCUGGAAGUUAGUGACCUGGAAUCUGAGGUGUCAGGAACUACUGUGCAAGAAUUUGAUGAGGCUCGGCAGCUAUUCCUGGCAGGGCUGAGGUGGCUGACUGAAGCCCGCCAGCACUACACCCUGGAGGACCAUGCCAGCGACCACGUCAGCAUCACUCAGGAGAUGAGCCACUUGUAUAAAGCUCUUGCCUUUUUUGAGCCUUCAGAAGAUCGGCGAUGUAAGAUGCACAAACGCAGGGUGGACUUGUUGACUGUACUCAUCAAAGAACUGAACCCACAGUACUACCUUCAUGUGUGUCGUCAAAUUUAUUAUGAAUUGGCGGAGACAUAUUCUGCCAUGAUGGACAACAAGUUGGCACUGUUAGAGGGUGAGCAGUCCCGACCCACCUCCCAGCAGACCAAGAAGAUCAACACACUUGCCACCUCCAGCAUACAACAUUUCCUUCACUACCUUGAUUCCCUGAAGGACAAAACGACUGGAGAGCAGCCCACAACAUACCCGGAGGACGCUCUGCGCCCUGCCUUAGUAGCCUGGUUCCACUUGGGGUGCCUCUGGUCCAAGCUUAUCACCUCUGAACCUGUCACCAAGAUGCAGAAUGUAAUACAGUCUCUUCAGAAUUAUAAGAGAAUAGUGGAAUACUGUGACCGACACCCGGAAUCCCAGUCCGUGAUGGCGCAGGAGUUGGCUCUAAGUAGGGAAAUGGUGCAGCUUCUGCCCCUGAAGGUGGAGCAGUACAGGGCUAUGAUUCACUGAGCAAGUAGCCUUGGGUGAGUAGCAUUAACACACACACACACCAGUGGGGUAGCCAUCCCACAGGCACCAAAAGUGAGCAGGAACUUAAUUUUUUAAGAUAUAUUUUUAUUUGCUGCACUGUAAGAAUAUUUUGCUGCAGUUGUAAGUGUCAGAGGAAGCUGUAUAUAGUUGUGCAUAGUUUAUUUAAUAUCAUAUUUAAAUGUCUUUAAGAACUUAUUAUUAUGGAACCAUGUUCAUUGUAUUUGCACAAUUAUAAUGAAAUACAGAUAAUAGAUGACCACUUCAAGAGCAGUCAAGUUAAGGUGGAAUGGUUUUAACUUAUCAGCCACAGCUAAAGAGCUUACCUAUAUAUUAGGUAAUAGACAGCUGACUUGGAACUUUUCAUUAAUUAUUUACUGUAAGUACAUAUCUUCUGUUUAUCACCCUGGUGUUGGUAACUUCUGGCUGUGGUCUUUGUAAUAACUAAGGAGAAGUUAUUAAUAGUUGGAAAAAAUAGUUUUGCUGAUAAAUUUUACCUUCUUAACUACACUUUCCACUUUUCUGUUUUUGAAUACUGAAUUAUGAUAUGCAAAUACAAUGUUAGUGUUUCUCAUACUGUGAUACUGAAGGUUAUUUUCAUUUGAUCUCAGCUGCACUUUGUACAAACAUAGGGCUAGUUGAAAAUAAUUAAUUAUAUCUAAAGUUUGUUCAGCAUACAAGAGUUAACAUCAUGAACUACGUUUAUCAAAGGAGACAUGAGGUUAUUUAGUUCAGAAUUUUAACUUUGCUUUAUAUUAAAGAAAAUAUGAAGCAAUUAAUGUCAGUCCAUACAAAAUUCCAUGAAACUUUUUUAUUCAAUUGUUUCAUCACUUAUCAUGGAACUGGUUUAUAUUUCAUCAUCAGGCACUGACUGAUAACUGCCAUCAGCCUUUCAGGGGUAAGUGUGAUGUGCUCCUGAGAAACUCAUUUCAAUCACUAGUACUGGUCACUUGCAAGUAAUAAGUCAAGUAAUUACUGAACAUUUUGCUCCUAUGUUUUCAAAUUGUUAGAUUCAGAUAUAAAGAAUAUUUGUAAAUUUUUAUAACUAAUUCCUGUUCCAACAGCUCUGUUGUCUUAGUACAAAUUCAGAGGCAAUAUCAAAAUUAUGUUGUUCAUGAAAACAGAUCUGUAGCUCUUUAUUAUUUGUAAUUUAUUUAUACACAUUUUCAAGAUAUCUUGAUGGCUUUAUUCAUGCACUAUAAAAGAAUUCCUGCUGAGUGAAACAAAAAAUAAUCUACCAUUCAUUCAUUUAUGACAAGUGAAAAAAAAAAUGAAACUGGUUUCACUAAAUAAAAUUAGUUCUUUCAAGUUGAAAACUGUACAAGUUUCAAGUAUGUCAUAAAAUUGUUGGAAACAGGAAUGGCUUGAGUCACAUUACUUUCUACCUAUCAUUUUGUUCGACAGUCAUGUUACAGAGGUAGAUCUUUUGACUGACAGUUAUCUUUCUAGGUAAUGAUAAAAACAGAUUUUCAGUAUUAUAAGGUGAAUUCACCUUAAAAAAUCUUAUGACUGAGAAAACUUGAUCAUAAAUACUGUAGCUGGUAUUUGUUUUAUGUGUUGCUUUAAAACUUUAUUAAUAAAUGUCACCCAGGAAUUAGUUUGUAGUUUUUUGUUAUAUGGAGUAAAUUUUUAUUUUAUACUUUCAGUUCUCAGGUAUCUAUGUGCAGUGUUUUAGAUAAAAAAAUCAUAAUUUCUCUACUGGCAAUAGUUAUUUGCUGUAUUUGCAUCAUUGUAUGUGCUAAAUGACAGUUAUGAGUAUCCAGUAGCUGGGUAUCAGUGUUCCUAGAAAUGCAAAUGGGUGAGGAAUAUAUGAGCAUUAAUUCAUUUAUGAAAUAUGCAGUAAAACCCUGGUAUGGCAGACAAGCACAUCUACUUUGUAUUUUAGUGUCCACCCAACUUGAAAUACUGUCCCAUACUAUCCCACAUGGGAAAUCAAGGUGUUGUCAUGUUGAGUGGAGAUAAUGAGGUUCUCUAGAGAGAUUCUCAUUUGACUACUUCACCUUGUGUUGGCAAAGAAAAAUCAUCCAGAAUUUCUCUCAGGAGUCUCAUAAAAACACUAAGAAACUGAAUCUUCAACUGGAUGCUACUGGCAGUAGGACUGAUAUAUUAUAUUAGAUGAUCACCAAGGCCCAAGUUAACUUGAUCAGCCUACCAGUACACAAGCAACCAUAGUCCCAAACCUUUUGAUGACUGUUUUCCAUUGUACUUAUUCAUGCAGGUAAAUAUUGUCAUAUUAGGUGCAGUACACUUGCAGAUGUAAGUGAAGUGAAGUAUUUCAAUCUGUCUGCCAUAAGUUUACUACAAUAGGGUUUUGCUGCCUUCCUUCAUUUACUUACUGUGCUAUUGGUUUGUUAGAGUAUGAGCUGAUAACUGUAAAUUUCCAUUAGAUGUUGGAUAUUUUGUAUGCUAAUAGGUUGUUGUUCCUCUUAGCAGGAGCUUUAUGAUUUUUCAUAAUUUGCCAGAGUAAAUGACUGACUAGGUUCAGUUGAAUCUGCCCAGGGCAUAUCCUUCAAGGUUAUGAUGCUUUACUGUAUCAAGUCCUCACUCACAUCCUGCAAUAUUAGAUUGUGCUUAUAUCUCAUCUGUUUCUAUUGAUAUAGUUGCAGGUGAUCACACUUCUCUGCACUCUUAAAAUUGAAGGCCUCUCUGCCUCUUAAAAUUGAAGUAAUUUGCAGCCAAUUCUUCAAGUAUGGGUAUGUGGUGAUUAUUGAUUUAAAACAAAAUCACUUAGGUGACUGACUGUCAAACAUUUGUAGACAUAUCACAUUGGCUAACCCCUUUCUGUCACCAAAUUCAGUCUACUGUGGGUACUUGUGACAUUUUCCCUUAAUCUCUCUCUCUCUCUCUCUACUACAAUGAACAGUACAUCUUUAUAUAUAUAUAUAUAUAUAUAUAUAUAUAUAUAUAUAUAUAUAUAUAUAUAUAUAUAUAUAUAUAUAUAUAUAUAUAUAUAUAUAUAUAUAAUCUAAUGUUGCAUAUUGUUGGCUUUUGGCUAUUCAGUGUAAUUGUGUCAGUUAUUAUUUGUAAUCUAUUAGCAGAUUUUACACAUUGCAAAAAUAAUUCAAGUUGCUAUUGCAGUGUCUGAAGCCAUGGAUUUAAAAGAGUGAAUAAUUAAUUCAUUUUAUUCAAAAUAAGAACAAUGUGAGCAUGAAGACAGGACUGUAACACAGGGCACUCAAUUUGUACAAUUUGGUAAAUUCACCUUUGGUAUGCAGCAGCUGAUCUCCAAAGUACACAUUUUGACAGUAAAUGCAGCUACUGUCCAUUUCAGACCCUAUGAGGCAUGAUUUCUUGCAGCAAGAAUCUUAAAAAAAAUAUUGGAUUAAUAUGACAUUUUGGCAUAGCUUGUUUGCCAGUGCAUUGCCAAGUGUUUCAUUAAGAUGAUUUUAAGAUGAAGCUCACAAGAGCCAAGGAGAUAUUUGGAUACAGGAAGGUCUCACAUAGAGUGUUUAUGACAUUCAUACAUGAGUCACUCUAUUACCUCUCCCCUAACUCCAGUCUUCCCCUUCCUCCAAACUCCAUAUCCCCUUUACAUGUCACAACUACAUCUACUUGACUCUUGCCAGUUUUGCCUUAGAAGCUUGAGAGUGACCUCCCUAGUGAAACACUUGGCAAUGCAUGGUAGUGCCAUAAACUAGGUGUCAAACAAGCUGUGCCAAAAUUUCACUGAUUCAACUGUUUGUUUGGAAGAUAUUGAAAAGCCUCAAAGUGUCUGUAAUGGAUAGUACCUAGCUAUAUAAUGCAAGGGAUAAAAAAGGUGAGGCUAUGGUAACUGAUUGCUGUUGGGCUGAGAGAGAGAGAGAGAGAGAGAGAGAGAGAGAGAGAGAGAGAGAGAGAGAGAGAGAGAGAGAGAGAGAGACUGGUUUAUACAAAACCACCCAUUUAGGAUUCUGCUGAUAGGCAUUGUACUUUCUGGGAUAACUUGGGUGACAGUUUCAGUACAUGUAUGUAUGCAAAGACUUUAUUGUUUUUCUUACUGAACACACAUUUUCCUUAUGCAGUUACAGGUGGCUUUUGUGGUUUUGCUGGCUUAGAAUGGCCUCUACCAGUUGCAGCCACACAUGUGAUAAACCCAGACAAUUUUGGUUUGAAGGAGGCAGGCCAUGAAAUCAAGAAAAAUGAUAGUUGGUGUAAGUUAACAAUGCAGUGGUAAGCUGAUUGUGCCUGUGACUAGUUCUGCUGUCUCCUGGGAAACUUCCUUUACUCGUCUUGCCGUCACACGUAGGACAGGCUCCACAAUGUUUUUAACACAGUCUGUGCUCUCAGAAAAGUCUUCCAAAGCUUUUCCAAGGCAUAGCUGACCACUAUUUUCCGGAGGGUGUAAUACAUUAGCACCAGCCUGUCAGCUUCCCUACACCUACCAACUCUUUCCUUGAUUUUGUGGUCCAUCUACUCCAGAGCAAUAUCUGGGCUAUCACAUCUGUGUGGCUUAGAUUAGCAGGCUCUAGAAUAACAAGCUAUUGAAGGCACAAAACCUUAACUACAUUAAAAAAAAAAAAAAUUGUGUGUAAGCAAGAAAAAAAAAACAGUUUAGGGGUCUAAGCAGAUGCCUGGGAACCUUAAGGUGAUGGUACUAAUUGCUUUACCUGAAACUCAUCUCACAUAUCACCCUAAAAAAUCCAGCUAAAAAAUCCAGGGAACCAGUCUUCACCAAAUAUUUUGACGAGUACUGUGCAGUGAGUGUCUUUGAGCUGUGAGGGAAUGGGCAAAGGGAAGGGAUAAUUACUUGUCUUGUUAGUUGUAGCAGUACAAUGAGAUAUGGUAGACAUACUUGUACUGUAGGGCUUGUGGGCAGGGGGUCAUAACAUAAGAGAGAACUCUCUCUCUCUCUCUCUCUCUCUCUCUCUCAGCAGCCCACAACACAAAUGUACAAGUAUGUUAUGAUAGGGUUACCCACAUUGUAGUUUACCCACUACUAAUAAUAAGACAACUACAGUAAUCUCAAAAGUAGCUAACAAUUUUCUCCUUCCCCCUCUCUGCUCACUGACAGCUCAAAGACCCUUACAAAAUGUGGCAGAUAGUACAUGGAAAAGUGUUCUGCUCACCACAACUAUACAAACACAGUUUAUCAAUAAAAAUACUGAAAAAUCUAUGCCCUACUACAGAAAAGAACUAAAAAUAUGGAAGUUGCCUUUCCUGAUCAGUUAUUAUAUAAUUGCUCCAGCUGUUCCUUCAAGCUCAACUUCAGCAUACCCACAUGUUUACGUGAGUGUGGUGUCAUUGGGGCAAGAGAUGGCCGCUCACAGUCACCCACCAGAAUAGUGAAGGGGGAGGUGUCUCCUUGGUAAGGUUCUGCAAACUCCUCCUCUUUGAUACUGGAUUCUUGGAAUGUCCUUGUUAACCUGUAAAACACACUUGUUAACUGUUUGAUAAUGAAUGGCUAAAUCUGUUCCAUAUUGUAUAUAACUAUACCAUAAAAUUAAAUAAUCAGCACAAUUACUUUGUUCAGUUACUCAAUGUAGUGUUCCACAUACACUAUCAAGUUAGUGGAAGAUGACAUCCCCUGUAUACCACCAAUCAACACUUCCCAGGAUAUAUUUUAUGCAUAUAUGACUGCUAUUAGAAGGAAUCUGACUCUUAAGAUGAAGGACCUGAACAUUACACUAUGGAACUGUGACAUGUAGGUAUCUUGUACAUUCUGUAAUCCAACAAUGGAUCACAAAUGGUUAACCUGACUGCUAUCAGUAUCAAAUGCAUCAAAUCUAAUGAACUGAUGAAACUGUCAAAUUGGACAUAUGAAGGGUGUGGGACAGCCAAGACAAAGCAUCUACAACACACACACACACACACACACACACACACACACACACACACACACACACACACACACACACACACACACACACACACACACAUAUGCGUGUUAAAGUAAAUUAUCAUACAUUGGUGGCCUCAAAUUAUUUAGGUACAGACAUAUUUAUAUGUGGUUAUUUAUUAGCUACUGACAACUUAAAUUAAUAACUAUGGCCAGAGAAUGCUACAACUUUAAUGUAAUAUACCAUUCCAUUUAUGUUGAUCAGUACUUGUCCUGUUGCAAUAUUUUUGUUUUAAUGUAAACCUUGAACAUGAAUAAAACCUUACAUAAAAA
Molecule: messenger RNA, 8442 nt
Organism: Scylla paramamosain (green mud crab)
Lineage: Eukaryota; Metazoa; Arthropoda; Malacostraca; Decapoda; Portunidae
Product: KIF-binding protein-like
Exons: 12
Coding region: 432-2336 (634 amino acids)
Biological process (GO): central nervous system projection neuron axonogenesis; microtubule cytoskeleton organization; neuron projection maintenance
Source: RefSeq, a predicted model, not a curated record